UCUGGCGCUAGGAAGGCUGGGAACACUGCCAAUCAAUGAUGUGAAGGUUCCGAAAGGGCACCUGCCUCAGGGCGGCCUUUCUGACGUCACUUCCGCCAGCAAAAAAAGAUGGCGGCUUGGAGCGUUGGGUGGCUGCGGACUUGGUGCUUCCUGGCCAGGCAGAGCCGUCCCCUCCUGGCACCUUUGAGGACCCGCUGUGCCUCCGGACUGAGGGGACCUUGGAGCAAAGCAGCCGCCUUGGGCCUCGGAGCCACGCUCGCGGCCAUCCCCAUCACACAGAAACAUGAUCCAAGUUCUCUCAGCAAUGAAGCUUUAAUCCGAAGAGCUGCCUCUUUGGUAACCGAUAGCACCGGUACUCUCCUCUCUCAGACCACAUAUGCGUUAAUUGACGCACUGACAGAAUAUACCACGGCAGUUUACACACUGGUGUCCCUGUACCAGAAGUAUGCACACCUCAUUGGGAAAAUGAAUUCUAAAGAGGAGGAUGCUGUCUGGCAGGUGAUCAUUGGUGCUCGAGUAGAGAUGACUGAAAAGCAGCAAGAGUACUUGAAACUAGAAUCCCGAUGGAUGACUGCGCUGCGUCUUUCGGAGAUGGCGGCCGAAGCAGCCUAUCAAUCAGGGGCUGACCAGGCCUCGGUAGGCACACAUAACCACAUCCAGCUGGUGAGAACACAAAUCCAAGAGGCCCGCCAGCUGUCGCAGAAGGCCGAGAGCAAGCUAGCCGAGGUCCAAACGGAGGAGCUCAUGAAGCUGAAGGAAGAGGAGGCCUUGGCAGCUGCGAGGCGCCAGGCCAGUGUGGAGGAAGCCGAGGAGGCCUAUCUCCGUGAAGACUGAAGACGGGAAGGCCACACGGAUGGUAACCCUGUUCCGUUGAAAGCCUUGGGCCUGGGCAGCCCCUGAACUGGGGAGGUGUGUUUCCAGCCUGUUGGGGAAAGUUAAUUCUACUUGAAUGCACAGCUGUACAAAUGUGAAAACAAGCACCAGAGAGGCACCUGCGUUUGUGCCUCUUGUGACCUCCGAGUGGAAAGCGAAAUUAUGGAGAGAAAUUAAAUCGCGCCUUCAACUCCCCAAAGCCUGGCGGUAACUACAGGUUCAAAUCCACAAAGGGCUUUUUUCUCUCUUCUCUAAGUGUUCUAAAAAUACUUGUUUGUGUUUGUGAGGAACGAUGGUACCUAGUUCAAAAAAUGUUUUCACGUUGUGUUCCUAACCAUUCAGUUUGGAGAACGAUAACUUCUGUUGUUUACUUAAUUCUACAGACAGCCAGUUUUUAAAAUAAAGAUAAGUAAAAACGA
Messenger RNA from Anolis carolinensis (green anole), 1292 nucleotides. It is a transcript of the gene diablo, whose product is annotated as diablo IAP-binding mitochondrial protein. Gene Ontology annotation, biological process: intrinsic apoptotic signaling pathway in response to oxidative stress; neuron apoptotic process. The coding region runs from base 109 to 834 and encodes 241 amino acids. Gene Ontology annotation, cellular component: mitochondrion. The record is from RefSeq and is a predicted model, not a curated record. Lineage: Eukaryota; Metazoa; Chordata; Lepidosauria; Squamata; Anolidae. The transcript is spliced from 6 exons.